GGCGGCAGCCGCCCGCAGGACCCAGCCGAGCGACGCUUCAUUUCAUCUUUUCUGGAAUGGAGAUUUCUUCUCACCAGUUUCACCUCUUGCAGCAACUAAAUGAGCAGCGCAGGCAAGACUUAUUCUGUGACUGCAAUAUCCUGGUUGAGGGAAAAGUCUUUAAAGCACAUCGCAAUGUGCUGUUUGCCAGCAGCGGCUAUUUCAAAAUGCUCCUCUCGCAGAGCUCAAAGGAGACGAGUCAGCCGACGACAGCUACUUUCCAGGCAUUUUCUCCUGACACGUUUACAGUUAUUCUAGAUUUUGUGUAUUCAGGCAAACUGUCUCUCACUGGUCAGAAUGUCAUCGAAGUCAUGUCAGCUGCUAGCUAUCUGCAGAUGACCGAUGUUAUCAGUGUGUGUAAAACGUUCAUUAAGUCAUCGCUGGACAUCAGUGAGAAGGAGAAGGAUCGCUACUUCAGUCUGUCAGACAAAGAUGUAAAUUCAAACGGCGUGGACCGAUCCUGCUUGUACAGCGCAGGCUGGAGGGCAGAAAGCAGCCCCCCACAUUCGCACUUAAGUCCAGACCAAGGGACGUGUAUGAUGGGUGGAAACGCUUGGAGCAAUUUCAGCUACUAUCCGACUUCUCAAAGAAAUGCCCAGCAGCAGCUGUCCAAACAUGAGCAACGGCAGGAUUCCAUCAAGAAAUCCCGGCACCUGGGACUGCAGCAACCUUCUGACAUUCCUCACUAUAAAUCAAGCAAACUGGAGGACAGGGCUGCCGAGCCCGCUGGCCAUAUCGCUCAGUCUGAGGAGCAGGUUCAGAUUGAAACAGAAGUUGAGUCUCCUCACGUGGGAUACCAGUACGGCCAAGGGUCUGACGUGAUACCGAGGAGUUUGGCUGUGUCACAGCAGGAGCACGAAUCACCCCGUUCUUCUAGUAAAUCGAAGUCUUCAAAAGCAGACGAGCAGUACGCGAGCAUGCCCUCCAUUCUAGGCGUCAUGGGAAGCUGGGCUGAAGAUGAUCUGCCCAGGAUGAGGUUCAAGUGCCCAUUCUGCACUCAUGUGGUGAAAAGAAAAGCAGACCUAAAGCGUCACCUUCGCUGUCAUACAGGAGAGCGCCCUUACCCUUGUGAGGCAUGUGGGAAAAGAUUUAGCAGGCUAGAUCACCUAAGUAGCCAUUUUCGAACAAUUCAUCAGGCUUGUAAGCCUAUCUGCAGAAAGUGUAAACGCCACGUGACGGAGCUAACAGGACAAGUGGUGCAGGAGGGGACAAGACGUUACAGACUCUGUAAUGAGUGUUUGGCUGAAGCUGGCAUAGACAGUAUUCGCAUUGACUUGGAGGCUGAAGCACCCCUUGAAUUUCCACAAGAUGGGGAUAAGGAUUCCAGGUGGCACUAUGGGGAAGACAACAGAUCCGAUGUGGAGAUUGUGGAGGAUGGGUCAACCGACUUGGUCAUUCAGCAAGUUGAUGACAGUGAGGAUGAAGCAGACGAAAAGGAAGUAAAACCAAAUAUUAGGUAGUUGCAAGACAAGAAUUAGGAAUUCUGUGUAAGAGGGAGAAUGUACUGUCUUGACCAUAAGCCCUCCACCAGCCUGUUGUUAAUCGUACAGAGACGUACUGGUUUCUCUUGAACAGGUCCAGACUUGCAUGUAUUUAUGGACAUGCCAUUGAGUCAGUUCUGAGUUUUGUUAUCAGAAUACCCAUACUUUGCUUCAUUAGAAAGAAUCCAUCCUUAAAUGAAAUAACGGAUGAACAAGGACACUGAAGUACUACAUGGAUAACUUUUUAUAGUAGACAAUGGGUCACUUCUCAAAACCUCUUUCAAGGGAGUGAGGUCUAAAUACUUUAAAAAAAAAAAAAGUCACACAGCACUAUAAAUUGCCCACUUUUUAAACUUCUAGAGAUGUGGGUUUGGUAUGUAAUAUCAUCUGGCGAUAAACAAAGUAUAAAUACCCCACACACCAGAAUAUAACGAAAACCUCUCUUCAGUAUUCAGAAACGAAGAUAAUCUUCCACAGAAUUUCAUGAAGUCUUCAUAAUAUGAUAAAGAAAAAAGGCAGCUAAUUAAGAAAAAGCAUAUAGAAAUGUUUUAGCACAUUCGUCUGGAAAAAGCACUUUCUUGUAAAAUUUAUUAGAAUAAGGAGAAUCUUUAGCAGAUCAUUCAAGACCUAUUUCUUUACAAGAAAAUAAACACAUGAAUGCUAGUCCUAGUCAACCCAUCAGAGAUAAAAUGAUUACAAAUAUGGAUCAUUAAUUGA
This is a messenger RNA of Gymnogyps californianus (California condor), 2237 nucleotides long. It is a transcript of the gene ZBTB8A, whose product is annotated as zinc finger and BTB domain containing 8A. Gene Ontology annotation, biological process: regulation of transcription by RNA polymerase II. Lineage: Eukaryota; Metazoa; Chordata; Aves; Accipitriformes; Cathartidae. The coding region runs from base 57 to 1499 and encodes 480 amino acids. The transcript has 4 exons. Gene Ontology annotation, molecular function: protein binding; RNA polymerase II cis-regulatory region sequence-specific DNA binding; DNA-binding transcription factor activity, RNA polymerase II-specific. The record is from RefSeq and is a predicted model, not a curated record.